Messenger RNA from Enhydra lutris kenyoni (northern sea otter), 2335 nucleotides. Its product is annotated as TATA-box binding protein associated factor 6. The coding region runs from base 137 to 2173 and encodes 678 amino acids. The transcript is spliced from 15 exons. Gene Ontology annotation, cellular component: transcription factor TFIID complex; SAGA complex; SLIK (SAGA-like) complex. Gene Ontology annotation, biological process: RNA polymerase II preinitiation complex assembly; transcription initiation at RNA polymerase II promoter. NCBI's taxonomy places the organism in Eukaryota, Metazoa, Chordata, Mammalia, Carnivora, Mustelidae. Gene Ontology annotation, molecular function: protein heterodimerization activity; RNA polymerase II general transcription initiation factor activity; transcription coactivator activity. The record is from RefSeq and is a predicted model, not a curated record.
UCUGCCAGGACCUGCUCCCGGGAGGGGGCGGGGCCAACAUGGCGCCGAGCGCCGGGUGAGCGGCGCUUUGGCGGCGGGUCUCCAUCUCUCCACCCUGGGGUGUCACUCUUUGGGGGAGGGAAGGCGGGGCUCCAGAAUGGCCGAGGAGAAGAAGCUGAAACUCAGCAACACGGUGCUGCCCUCGGAGUCGAUGAAGGUGGUGGCCGAGUCCAUGGGGAUCGCCCAGAUUCAGGAGGAGACCUGCCAGCUGCUGACCGAUGAGGUCAGCUACCGCAUCAAGGAGAUUGCCCAGGAUGCCUUGAAGUUCAUGCACAUGGGGAAGCGGCAGAAACUCACCACCAGUGACAUUGACUACGCGCUGAAGCUAAAGAAUGUUGAGCCACUCUACGGCUUCCACGCUCAGGAGUUCAUUCCUUUCCGUUUCGCCUCUGGCGGGGGCCGGGAGCUUUACUUCUACGAGGAGAAGGAGGUUGAUCUGAGCGACAUCAUCAAUACCCCUCUGCCCCGGGUGCCCCUGGACGUCUGCCUCAAAGCUCAUUGGCUGAGUAUCGAAGGCUGCCAGCCGGCCAUCCCAGAAAAUCCGCCCCCAGCUCCCAAAGAACAGCAGAAGGCUGAGGCCACGGAACCCCUAAAGUCAGCAAAGCCAGGCCAGGAAGAAGAUGGGCCCUUGAAAGGCAAAGGUCAAGGGGCUGCUCCAGCCGACGGCAAAGGGAAAGAGAAGAAGGCACCACCCCUGCUGGAGGGUGCCCCUUUGCGGCUGAAGCCUCGCAGUAUCCACGAGCUGUCUGUGGAGCAGCAGCUGUACUACAAGGAGAUCACCGAGGCCUGCGUGGGCUCCUGUGAGGCCAAGAGAGCGGAGGCUCUGCAGAGCAUUGCAACGGACCCGGGGCUCUAUCAGAUGCUGCCGCGAUUCAGCACCUUCAUCUCGGAGGGGGUCCGUGUGAACGUGGUGCAGAACAACCUGGCCCUGCUCAUCUACCUGAUGCGCAUGGUGAAGGCGCUGAUGGACAACCCAACGCUGUACCUAGAGAAAUACGUGCACGAGUUGAUUCCGGCUGUGAUGACAUGCAUUGUGAGCAGACAGCUGUGCCUACGGCCAGAUGUGGACAAUCACUGGGCCCUCCGGGACUUUGCUGCCCGCCUUGUGGCCCAGAUCUGCAAGCAUUUCAGCACGACCACUAACAACAUCCAGUCCCGGAUCACCAAGACCUUCACCAAGAGCUGGGUGGACGAGAAGACUCCAUGGACCACGCGUUACGGCUCCAUCGCUGGCCUGGCAGAGCUGGGACACGAUGUGAUUAAGACUCUGAUUCUGCCACGGCUGCAGCAGGAGGGGGAGCGGAUCCGCAGCGUCCUGGACGGCCCUGUGCUGAGCAACAUUGACCGCAUCGGAGCUGACCAUGUGCAGAGCCUCCUCCUGAAACACUGUGCCCCUGUGCUGGCAAAGCUGCGCCUGCCACCUGACAAUCAGGAUGCUUAUCGAGCAGAAUUUGGGUCCCUCGGACCCCUCCUCUGCUCCCAUGUUGUCAAGGCCCGGGCCCAGGCCGCCCUGCAGGCUCAGCAGGUCAACAGGACCACUCUGACCAUCACUCAGCCCCGGCCCACGCUGACCCUCUCACAGGCCCCUCAGCCCGGCCCUCGCACCCCUGGCUUGCUGAAGGUCCCAGGCUCCAUCGCGCUGCCGGUGCAGACGUUGGUGUCUGCGCGAGCUACUGCCCCGCCUCAGCCGUCCCCUCCUCCGACCAAGUUUAUUGUAAUGUCAUCCUCCUCCAGCGCCUCCUCCACCCAACAGGUCCUGUCCCUCAGCACUUCAGCCCCUGGCUCAGGCUCCACCACUACCUCUCCGGUCACCACCACAGUCCCCAGCGUGCAGCCCAUCGUCAAGCUGGUCUCCACUGCCACCACCGCACCCCCCAGCACUGCUCCGUCCGGGCCCGGCAGCGUCCAGAAGUACAUCGUGGUCUCUCUCCCCCCUACAGGGGAGGGCAAAGGAGGCCCUGCCUCCCACCCUUCUCCAGCUCCUCCCCCAUCCUCAGCCCCCUCCCCGCUUGGGGGCAGUGCCCUGUGUGGGGGGAAACAGGAAGCUGGGGAUAGCCCCCCUCCGGCUCCAGGGACUCCGAAAGCUAAUGGCUCCCAGCCCCCUGGGUCUGGCUCCCCUCAGCCUGCGCCUUAAUGCUGUUGCACAUCUGCCAACUUUCUUCUGUCCUCAGCUCUCUCUCUCUCUCAGGCGUGCGUGUGGGGUCGAAGGAAGUAAUAGUUUGCUUCCUCUGUGUUACUUUUUUUUUUUUAAAUUGUACAGCCAGUUCCUCAGAAUAAAAGUCUGAUUUGUAAGUUC